Messenger RNA from Teleopsis dalmanni, 1050 nucleotides. Its product is annotated as splicing factor YJU2. The transcript has 3 exons. Gene Ontology annotation, biological process: mRNA splicing, via spliceosome. Gene Ontology annotation, cellular component: U2-type catalytic step 1 spliceosome. The record is from RefSeq and is a predicted model, not a curated record. NCBI's taxonomy places the organism in Eukaryota, Metazoa, Arthropoda, Insecta, Diptera, Diopsidae. Bases 75 to 1010 code for a protein of 311 amino acids.
GAUUCAGCUGUUCAAUUUGUUUUUAGUUCUUUAAGUUACAAGAAUUUAUUUGUUUAUAAAGUUUUAGCUGCAAUAUGUCCGAACGUAAAGUAUUAAAUAAAUACUAUCCACCAGAUUUUGAUCCAUCAAAAAUUCCACGCAUUAAAUUGCCAAAAAAUCGGCAGUACACUGUAAGAUUGAUGGCACCUUUCAAUAUGCGUUGCAAAACUUGUGGGGAAUACAUUUAUAAAGGUAAAAAAUUUAAUGCUCGAAAAGAGGAUGUCGAAAAUGAGACUUACUUAGGGAUUCGCAUUUAUCGCUUUUAUAUAAAAUGUACCCGAUGUCUGCAGGAAAUUUCCUUUAAGACCGAUCCCAAAAAUACUGAUUAUGAAAUUGAAGCAGGAGCCACAAGAAAUUUCAUGGCAUUAAAGUUGGCAGAAGAGCAAGCUCGUAGAGAAGAAGAAGAAGCACGAGAAGAAGAGGCAAAUAAUCCAAUGAAAUUGCUAGAAAAUCGCACUGAACAGUCUCGUAAUGAAAUAGAAGUAUUAGAGUCUUUAGAAGAGUUAAGAGAUUUAAAUCGUCGUCAUCAAACAGUGGAUUACGAGACUUUACUUAAACAAUACGAUAAUGGAGAGACUGAACGAGAACGUUUGGAAAGACAAGAACGAGAAGAUGAAGAAUUUAUAAAGUCUGUUCAAUUUAAAAAACAAUCCGCCGGAAGUAAGAUAAUUGCAGAGGAAAUAAUUGAGGAAAUAUCUGAUGAUAAAGGUUUUAACGAACCACCAUCUAAAGUUGCAAAAACGCAGGCUAAACAACAGAGCUUACAAAGCACUCAAAUACAAAAAAGUAAGAAUCCAAAUGUAAUUGCCCGUAAACAGCCGCUUGUUCUAGUAAAAUCAAAAAAGGUAACAGAAAAUAAAACGAUUCAUGUUGAAUCCAAGAAAGAAACAGGAAAACCCGUCUUGAACAACCCUAGUAAAGGCUUAUCACUCUUAGCGAAUUAUACUGAUUCAUCUGAAGAUUCGAAUUAAAAUAAUUGUAAAAGUACCUACAUUUUUAAAAAUUAAAAUA